GGCCGCCUCAUACCAAGCUGUUCAAGGUCGUUGGAAUGAAACGGCGGUCGACUUUGAAUGGGCCUGACUUUAUCAUUCUCCCCUUAACAUUCGAGUAAUGGCUCACCCCAUUGUUGACGAAAGUCUUGGGAAAGAUUACCCAAAAGAACUGUUGUUAAAAAAGCAUUUGAAGUUCUUAGUUAGAUGCAAAAGUGAGAAUGACAGCACUUUAGACUAUUGCAGAAUGUCUGGAAUCUACUGGGUUCUUACUGCUCUUGACUUGCUCGAUGCGCUGUCAGAAGUAGAUGAAAAUGAAAUAGUUGACUUUGUACUAAGUUGUCAGAAAACGUGUGGCGGUUUCGCUCCGUGCCCCAAACAUGAUGCACAUCUGCUCUCAACUUUAAGCGCUAUCCAAAUACUUGCAAUGUAUGAUUGCUUAAACAGAGUGAAUGUUGAGGCCGUGUGUGCAUUUGUUUCCAAAUUACAGGUGAGGUGUGUACAAAUCUAGAAAUUUCCUUUAAUGCUCGUAUUUGUUACGUUUACGUUCUUCAGCACUGCCUCAAUGAGGCAUCAUAUAUUUAUGAUGUUUAUAAGAAAGCGUUCUAACACUCUAUUCCUCUGGCACUAUUUUGUGAUUUGCUGGAUCCAUAAAAAAAUUAUGUGCGGCUAAAAAUCUCAUGGCUUUCAAAAGGAACGGAUAUACCUGAUAUUAAGGGUUAUGUAAACAGAGUUAUCUCACGUCGUAAUUUGAAGAAAUGCAUUUUAUCUUUCUAAAUUUUAAACUAGCCGUUCAAUGAGUUGUGUUGUUUAAAAUAGCACGUUUUCUUGCAAGACUUAUUAAAGGCUUGAACGGAUAUGUAUUUCAGAGUUAGCAGCGCUUACUUACGCUUGUUACUCCUUGUGGGGCAUAGGCCGCCAACUAGGAUUCUCCAACCAACCCAGUCCUGGGUUCUUUCCAAUUACUCCCCUGUGUUAUUCAUCCUUCCUAUGUCUGCCUCCAGCUCUAAAUACACUAUGUUCUUUGAUCUCUACCUUCUGAUUUCAGGAUUUCAACUUGGAUCUUGCCUUGCGAUAUAGCUAGACGACUUCCGCAAUGUAUAUCCUGCCCGUCUACUUAUUUAUUUAUUUAAACACGAGUAUAGGUACGAUAAGGCUCCAAAUACAUAUGCGCCACAUCUCGUCAUUCGAUUUGUAUGAGGGGUGGGGUACUGUCCGGAUACCCGAACGGGAUCGGGUGAUCUUCUUAGGUGGCCACUCCCCAAGCAUUUGACCUAUAAGUCUAGUCCUACCCAUCUCCGGCGUCUUUUCCUAAUUUCCUUUUCAGCUGGGAGCUGGUAUGUUUUCUGCCACAGUUGGUUAUUUCUGAUGGCAUCUGGAUAAUGGAUCUUCAGUAUCUUGUGUAGACAACUGGUCAUAUAUAUCUGUACUGUUUUAUGAUGAUCGUGACAGUUCUGCAAGUUUCAGUUUCGCACAAUAGAGGUCUUGACGUUUGUACUAAAUAUUCUGACUUUGGCGUAAGCUGACAGUUGUUUCGAGUUCCAUGUAUUCUUCAGUUGUAGGAAUGCUGCCCUUGCUCUGCCAAUUCUUGCCUUGACAUCUGCAUCAGAUCCUCAUUGUUCAUCGAUGACGCUACCCAAGUACAUAAAACUUACCACUUCCAGAGCUUAUUUAUCAAGUGUGGUUUCGUUGGUGUUCAUUGUAUUGUAUUUUAAGACGUCAUUUUUCCUUCGUGAAUAUUGAGGCUCACUACUGCAGGGGCUGCUGCUACAUUGUCUGUCCCACCUACAUUUGUUGGUGUGUAGAGGAUGGAAAAGUUAGGUCAUCUGCGAAGUGAAGAUCGUCUAGUUGCAUCCAAGCUGUCCACUGUAUUCCGUGCUUACCCUCAGAUGUGGAGGUUUUCAUAAUCUGUUUGAUUACCAGAAGAAAAAGGAAGGGAGAGAGUAAGCAGCCUUGACUGACACCGGUUUUCACUCGGAAUGCAUCUCUCCAUGCACAACUUUGCAGUGUACACCGUCGCAUGAAUUUCGUGUCAUAUUGACGAUCUUCCCAGGCACACUAUAGCGUAGAAUAAGGUCCCAUACGGUUCUAUCUACACUGUCAAAUGCUUUUUCAUAGUCAAGGAAGUUGUUCAUUGACGAGUUCCAUUCAAAUAAUUGUUCGACAAUGAUCCCUAGUGUCGCAGUUCGGUCUGUUCACUACCGUUUCACACAGAAUGGAACCUGUUAAUCUCGAAGUUGGGCGUCUAUUUAAUCUUUCAUCCGGUCCAGCAACACUGUUGGAGACUUUUCCUGAUACUGAUAGUAUUGUGAUGCCUAUGUAGUUCUCACACUUGUUGAGAUCCCCUUUCUUUGGUAUCUGGAUGGAGUAUACUUCUUUCCAGUCUUUUCGUACAUGCCAGGAUAUUUGAGAUGCGUUUCUCCCUCAUUGAAUGCAAAUUGUUGCUUCAGGACUGCACCAACACCUGAACUAAAGAUUGGGAGUGAAGUAAUCGAACGCGUUGAAAACCUCACUUAUCUUGGAAGUCUGAUCAUCCCUAAUAGGUUGGUGUCUGACGGAAUCCCUGCACGGAUUUAAAAUGCUUUGUCUGACUUUCACCAACCACCUAUGGCAAAGGCGAGAUGUCCGUAUAUCAAUUGAAGGAUGAGUAUACUGUGCGGUAGUUCCUUCUGUUCUGCUUUACGGUUGCGAAACGUGGCCAUUAAGGUUAGAGGACGCUCGUAAUUUAUAUUUAAUCACAGGUGUUUUGGAAAUUGUCACUCGCAUCUGCUGGGAUCACCGGGUAAGUAAUAGUGAGGUUAGACGCAAGGUAUUAGGCAAUGAUGGUAAAUCAAUUGAUGAGUUUGUGAAUCUUCAUCGACUGUGAUGGUUGAGCCACGUAUUACGUAUGCCCAACCACCGACUACCACGGCGAGUAGUGCUUACUAGUGUUGAAGACGGAUGAAAGUUAGGGGUGACCAAACCAAAGCGUGUCAUCGGUCUAUAAAGUCACUAACUUCUGGUUUGAGCCAUGUUGGUAGAUGCAAAGUGCUUGGUUGGGGUCUGCGCGACUAUCUUAACCAGUGGUUGGAGACUCUGGGAGACAUAACUCAGAAUCUAUCACAAUAACGUGGGUGUAUACACUCUUUGUUUCCUCUUAACCCGGGAGAUUAUAAUUACAUUAUACCUUUUUUUCUACAAGGUAAUUCAUUCUUCCUGUAUAAUAUCCUUUUAUGCAGUCUUUUUUAUGUAUAACUACCAUUGAAGUAACUACUAUGAAUUUUGUAUUCAUCUUGUUGUGCUAAUGAUGUAUGGUAACUUGGACCGAUGCAUAUGUGCCUGAUCCUACGUUGUAAAUGAUUGACUGACUGUUCUUCCUCUCCAGUCUUCCCGAAGAGAGUGUGGAGGACCUUUGUAGUUACUUCUAUGUCUAACUUCAGCUGGUAUGCUGUUUGACAGUACAAUAAUAUUAUCUGGAAAGUCUAUUCACUUCAGAUAUUCCUUUAACAGAAAAGCAGUAAGUGGCUUAAUAAUGGAACUAAAGCGUACGAUGUUGUCAAUAGUGCAAAGCUAAGUACGAUCUUGUAGCAUUUCACCUCUACUUGUGAUAACUUGUGAGUCUAUCCUGUCUUGUAGAUACUUUCCAAGCACAUUGGUCAUAAUGAGUGUAAAUUGAAAUCAAACUUUCCUGGUGUUAAUUGGAAUAAUCCUAUAUUUACCAUCUGAUAAAUGACGAGGCAGCAUCUUAGUUGGAAGUUCAGAAACGAUUUGUAGCCCUCAUAUGUUGUAGGACUUUUUUAUUUCCUUUGACAUGUAAUUCCACACAUAAUUAGUAGAUCGGUGUUUUCGGUUUUUUCAUUAAUAUAAUAACUCUGUUAGUCACCUAGAAGCUAUGUGUACAAGUGACCGGAAUGUCAACACUGUAGGACAGGAUUUUUGUGAUUAGUAAAUUCUUGCUCUCUUCAUUAAUUACUAAUAUCACAAUUACAUGAAUUUCAAGCUCUAAAAUAUCAUCGUUAACUAUUUCACAUAUGAUUAUAGUGAAGGAAAAUUGGGGUUGUCUAUUUGGAUGAAGCUAAUGUCACUAAAAUCCAUUGUAUUAACUAAAAUUUAUCAUGAUUUAGUUCGUCUAACAAGUAAAGAGUUGGUUUUAAGGAACAAGCUAGGGAUUUGAUACUGUUCUUUCCAUCUUUCUUAAUCCAACUGUGCUUUUAGUCAUUGGCAUACUCAUUGCUUACCCUUCAUCUCUCUGUUUGGCGAAUGAGCUUUUUGACUGUAUAAGGAGUAUUGUUUUUAGAAAAAUUGGAUGCAUCUAGCCAUUUGCAUCAUAACUUUGUGUGUUAAUAAAUGUCCUUUAUGUUUUGACAGCAACCAGAUGGAAGUUUCGCUGGAGAUAUUUGGGGGGAAAUUGACACUCGGUUUUCAUUUUGUGCCGUUGCUACACUGCAUAUAGUUGGAAUGCUUUCCAAAAAUACUAUCGACAUCGAAGCUUGUGCUUCAUACCUUGAAAAGUGUCAAAAUUUAGAUGGAUGUUUUGGAACUCGACCUGGGAGUGAAUCUCAUGCAGGUCAAGCAUAUUGUGUCGUGGGAGCUCUGGCUAUACUUCGUCAACUACAUCGAUUAAAUAUAGACCGUGCUGCUUGGUGGCUAGCCGAACGUCAACUUCCUAGCGGAGGUUUAAAUGGAAGACCGGAAAAACAUCCUGAUGUGUGCUACUCAUGGUGGACUGUAGCUACUCUUACUAUAUUUGGUCGUUUGACAUGGAUUAACCAGACUGACCUUACUCGGUUCAUUUUGGCUUCUCAGGAUGACCAGACUGGCGGUAUAGCAGAUAAACCUGGAAAUAUUCCUGACCCAUUCCAUACUUUAUUUGGUCUUGCUGGUCUCUCUUUAUUAGCCCAGGUCGACUCAUAUUUCUCCUCACCAAGGAAAAUGGAAAAUGGAGUAAGUGGUGUAGAAGAUCCAGCCUUUGUCGCUUUACAAAUGGCUAGAAAUAAUUUGAAGACUAUUAAUCCAGUAUUAUGUAUGCCCCAAUACAUAAUAGAUCGAUUGCAGCUCAAAUUUCAACUACUGUAAAUAUUUUCUACCUACUGCAGACUUAUGUUGUAUUUUGUUUUUUCCACUGGCUCUAAACAUUUCAUCCUACUACGUGGAGCUUAUAAUCGUUGUUCUUAACAAAAUUGUGGUUCAAGUGUACUGCUGAUCAAAGUGUUUUGGAAUCAGUACUUUAAUAUAUUGUAAUGCGUACUUCUGACAUCCUCAACAUCAAUCUGUUUGUGGUCUUUCGUUAUCUAUACAGUCCCUGUGAUGUUCUUUUAAAACAUACCUCUUGUAACAAAAUUUUCAAAACAAAGAUUUUGUAUUUUCUCUUGUUUUUAAUUAAAACCAGCUAAGCACUUCAAUUAAAGUUAACAGAAAACCAUCAGUAGUCGUGUAUGUAUGACCAAGUAUCCCCGUGUGUAUGCUUCGUGAUAGUAUUACUACUGAUGGAAUAGGAUUUUUUAGGCAAUUAGUCGAAUAUAUCAUAGUCUUUAAAUUUUGAAUGUUCUGGAUUAGCUUACAAUAAAGUGAAACAUGGUUCUGUAUAUAUUUAAAAUUUGUUGAUACAGAAACUUCCAAUAAAUCAAAUAUAUUUAUACGGAUAAGAAACUCCAGUUUUUAACUGAUUGGGAAAUUGCAUGCAAUUCAAAGAAUUUGUUAAUAUAUUUCUUUAUUGAACAUCAUGGAAACGUUUUCUGAGGAUUGGAUUUAUUGUUUAUCUUUAGCAGUUUUUAAUGCUCCUAAAUAAUCGACACAUUUUUCAAACUGUUUUCUUCACUGGUAAAUGUGGAAGCAUAAGUGCUCCCAGCUUUUCAAUGGUUGUCCGACAUGUUUCGGUUCGUGAUCUCAAUAAAAUUCAACAAUCCCCACAACCCCCAUAUUGUUAUUUUCUCACUAUUGUACAAAUCAAUCCUUCAGUAAUUCCAUGGAAAUUAUCUAAAGUGCAUUUUAGGAUUUGUAACGGAUUCUUAGUGUCACGUGAUGUAGACUUUUCUUUUUCAAACUAUACUAUAUAGUUUUGUUUUUGACUUACAAUAUGUAUUUGAUUCUAUCGUAUUUAUUCACACGAAAUUAUAAAUUAGUCAUAUCACUGUUUAAGAUUCACUUCGAGCUUCUUCCGAAAUUCGGUAUGCUUUUAUUAUGAGCUUGUAAGAGUAAGAAGCAUUCACCAGAAUUAGAAUGUUGAGACGUGAGGGAAGGAUCUCAGACGUAAGUUGCUACAAUUCUAUAUAUUUAAGGGAUUCGUUUGACAUCCAACAGUAUAAACUGCUUUGUUGUCUAUAUGAUUGGUGAAGUGGUGGCUUAUUGGUUCAAUUUUCGGCAAAUAAUUUCCAGAUUCGAAAUCCUCCCAGUCUAUUUCGGUUUGGGCAUCUGGGUAUUAUCAUUAACCUUCACGCAGUGUGGCUCAUAUUCAAGUACCUGGAGAAGAAGGUAAUUCAAUUAACUUUAACUACACGACCAUCGAUAGUAAGGUGACUGGUUUUUUAUGGAUUUAUCCGGCCUAACUCAAAUAUCCCAACGCUGUCCGACGAUGAAAAUGCUAAUUUUAUAGCUUCAAGCUUUUCUUAUUCACGCUGCUCUCUAUGCUGAUUCAACACCCAAAGUAAUUCGAUGCUACACGUUAACCGUUACAAUAGUCAAUUACAUAGAUUAAUAACAAACAUAGUGAUAACACAAAGUAAAGCACUUGAAUGAAUCUGUUCAAGAAAUACUUUGAUAGUAACUAUCAAGAACUUUAAGGUUAAAAAAAAGCCAAUCGAUUAUAUUCAUUUGUCUAUGAAUUCGGUUUUUGCACAGAGAUAUGGCAAACUAAACACUUACUUGAAUAGCUUCUGCACUAUGAAAAGCUUGUUUUGUAGUGGUUUCUUCACCAAUCCAAUACUUGAUAAAGGAAGAAAAAGAGAAAGAAAAGAUUUUUUUUAAAACACGACACAGUUUUCCAACCCAACUACUGGCAUUAAAUGAUUUGUGAAAGCUCUGAAUCUAGUUUUUACACUAAUUUGGAACCUGUCAACAAAGUGUAUGUGAAUUCACAAGGAAGCGGAUGAUUCAUUUUA
Schistosoma haematobium is the source of this 7052-nucleotide messenger RNA. Its product is annotated as Rab geranylgeranyltransferase. Gene Ontology annotation, molecular function: Rab geranylgeranyltransferase activity. The coding region runs from base 4414 to 5031 and encodes 205 amino acids. The record is from RefSeq and is a predicted model, not a curated record. Gene Ontology annotation, cellular component: Rab-protein geranylgeranyltransferase complex. Lineage: Eukaryota; Metazoa; Platyhelminthes; Trematoda; Strigeidida; Schistosomatidae. Gene Ontology annotation, biological process: protein geranylgeranylation. The transcript has 5 exons.